UAUAAGGGCAGAUCAGUACACUCACUGCAUCCAGUUGUGAGUGGAGUUCUUACAGCUUGAAAAUGUAUUCCAGAUCCUCGCUGUUCGUCGGGAUCCUAGCCAUUGGGCUGGUCACUGGUCUGGGCAUAGCUCCCAAGCUGAAGGCUUCCAAACUAAAGUUGCCGAUCACCAAGAAGCUCGAAAGCCUGCAUCAGCAAACAGAGGUCCUGGCAGCUCUCGAUCCGAGCAAAACCCCAACCUGCUUCGAGUACUAUACCCCUAUCCUUAACCAGUAUACAUUCAGCUUCGAGUUGGACUAUGCCUAUUGUCUAUCGGUCUUCAAUAGCUCCAGUACCCAGAUAGCCGAAGCCUGGAACAGCACUCUGUACCAAAUUCAAAGUGGUGGGGAUAAGGGCUGCUCCAAAUUCAGAGAAUGUGAGAGCUUUUCGGAACUCAACUUGGCUUUCAAGUGCUUUGCCACAGAGGGCGCAGAACAAUCGAAAAUUCUUUACCAAGUUUCUGCUAAUGCAACCGAGGUGGCUUCUUUCGUGAAGAUCAGUCUCCAGACCCUGCAGACCCAGAGGGAUUCCUGUGUGAAUGUUGCUCAAAGGAACUAUAUUGAGGGCACUUCUAGGACCUAUGACCAGUUGAAUAGUUGCCUUCAAGGAGCUCCCCUUCCAGAAGCUCCUACUACUCCUAUAGAUUAUACUACUACUACUACUACUACGACUACUACUACUACUGAGUAUCCGUAUGAAACUACACGAUAAUCUACAGAUUAUUAAAUAAAAAAAAAACUAUUUAGAUUGAGCCUGAACUAA
Molecule: messenger RNA, 800 nt
Organism: Drosophila ananassae
Lineage: Eukaryota; Metazoa; Arthropoda; Insecta; Diptera; Drosophilidae
Exons: 2
Coding region: 63-749 (228 amino acids)
Source: RefSeq, a predicted model, not a curated record